Gigantopelta aegis is the source of this 831-nucleotide messenger RNA. RefSeq lists its product as uncharacterized. The coding region runs from base 1 to 669 and encodes 222 amino acids. NCBI's taxonomy places the organism in Eukaryota, Metazoa, Mollusca, Gastropoda, Neomphalida, Peltospiridae. The transcript is spliced from 3 exons. The record is from RefSeq and is a predicted model, not a curated record.
AUGCCUCAGUCUAAUGGAGCCGUCAUUGGCGGAAGUGUCGCUGCCGCAGUUGUCGUGAUCUUGGUGUUGGUUCUGUUGGCCAUGAUUUGGAUGAAAAGGACAAAUCGUGUUUGCUUUAAAGACAAAUCACCUGACCCUGAUACCCGUCACGUGACUUCAAAUCAGAAUGUCUAUGAACUGUCUGACGACCACAAUAUCGAUUCUGAUUACUGCGAUAUUAACGACCGCCCUGAUCAGACAGAGGCCGACUCGCUAAUCAAUAGGAAUGGAAGACAACACUACGAAUUUGAACCAGAAGCACAAAUUGGAGUAUCUGGAGCGAAAGACGAACCGUAUGAAUUAGUUAUGGAUCCCAGGAAAGUGAAUGAAGACGGUGAAGGUGAUUAUGAUGAGUUACACGACAGCAGCCACAACAAAGGUCAACAGUGGAGCGGUGCUGGCACGUACAGUCACAUCCACGGUCGAGAUGGUCGUGGAAGUUAUGACCCGUACGACAAAACCAACUCCGUGAAGGACAUUUCUCCACUUGACACAACCUACAGUCAUAUGCACAGCAAUCGUGGGGUUGAUGACGGUGACACGUACGACAGCGCGGCACCAGUUGAAGUAGUUUCUGCCCUUGACACGACAUACAGCCAUGUGGUUCCCAGUACACUGGGUAAUGAAUGACGAGUGACAGUGUUUCCACGAAUACUCGAGUACUCUGGCACGGGCCUAGCCUAGCAGUAUUCAAGUCCAUUCAAAGAAGGAAGGAAGGAAAUGUUUUAUUUAACGACGCACUCAACACAUUUUAUUUACGGUUAUAUGGCGUCGGAGAUAUGGUUAAGGACC